Penicillium alfredii is the source of this 1992-nucleotide messenger RNA. RefSeq names its product Zn(II)2Cys6 transcription factor. Gene Ontology annotation, biological process: regulation of DNA-templated transcription. The transcript is spliced from 3 exons. Bases 1 to 1992 code for a protein of 663 amino acids. The record is from RefSeq and is a predicted model, not a curated record. Gene Ontology annotation, cellular component: nucleus. Gene Ontology annotation, molecular function: transcription cis-regulatory region binding; DNA-binding transcription factor activity, RNA polymerase II-specific; zinc ion binding. Lineage: Eukaryota; Fungi; Ascomycota; Eurotiomycetes; Eurotiales; Aspergillaceae.
AUGGUAAAGCGAAAGCGGACCUGGCCCGAGGAGGCACCGGGGCCUUUGCCGCAGUCAAGUGUCUCCAGUGCGAAAGAUUCGGACGUGCUUGGGGUUUUGCCGGGGAUUACCCGAAAGAUUACUGCGUGUGGAGCAUGUAGGAAGCAGAAGAUCAAAUGUGACAUGAGCAAUGGCCCGCCUUGCACUCGCUGCCAUCGACGGUCUUUGUCGUGUGUGUUGAACAAGAGUCUGCAGUCUUUGGUGGAAGAAGUCAAAAAUACCGAUGCUCUGCAAAAUGAUGUGCGCAAUAUCCACGAAGUCCUAGACGGCCUUUGCCAGCACCUCAGUCUACCUCGGCCAAAACCACUCUCGAAUAUCGAGUCAACCGAAGGGGAAAGCAAAGAACCCAGCCAAGAUGAACUGGAACGUGACAAUCCAGACCUGGAUGGCUGUGAAAUAUCACCACCCGACACCCCAUCCGCUGUACAGGCUCCCAUCGACACAUACCUGGAUAUCGCGAAACUCGGCAGCCCAGGAUCGUCCGAAAAUACGCCACCAAGCACGACGCGCCAAAGACCACAUUCAGUACCGCAGGACCUCAUUAGCAAGGGUCUGAUCAGCUCCAGUGUGGCCGACACCCUUGUCGAACGAUACUUUACGCGGCUCGACCCAUACCUCUAUGGCAUCUGCAGUGGAUAUCAGAAUCUCCAGCAGAUUCGAGAUAAAUCGCCAGUGUUAUUCGCUGCGAUAUGCACAGUGUCAGCACUGCAGGACCCUCAAGGCCAGCCGACCUACGAGGCGUGCAACCGUGAAUUCCGCCGUCUUGUGUCGCGAUCACUAUUUGAGAAACACGAUCUGGAAUAUGUUCGCGCACUAUGCAUCAGCUCAUUCUGGUUGUCGGAUGCGUCGCGGAUUCUCUCUAGCGAUGCCAUUCGCCGUGCAGCAGACAUGCGCCUGUACCGCAACUUCGAGCACCUGUCAACUCCUAUGGAUCCUCGGUUAAUAUCCGAGAAUCAUGGCUUUAUUCCAACAUCCCCGGAUACCAGCGUGUUGAAAGAUCGCGUGAGAUUAUGGUACCUCACCUUCAUCUCGGAUCAGCAUCUCUCCAUUCUCCACAACCGCGAUCCCCUCCUGCGCAGCGAUAAAGAAAUUGCUCUGAACUGGGAGACAUUCCUCACGCGAGACGACACAACCGACUCCGAUGUGCGGAUCAUCUCACAGGUCGCGCUGCUCGUGAUCAUGAGCCAAGUCCGCGACCUACUAGGCUCUGAACAGGAGGCUCGCGUCCCGCAGUCCUUGUCACACCAGAUUAUCCACUACUCGCGGCAGCUGGAUCGGUGGUUCACCAAGUUCUCUGCACUCUUCAAACCAGACCCUUAUAUCGGCGAGUUCCCCAAACGCGGGCUGCAGCUACACUACCAUUUCGGCAAGCUCUACCUCGGACACCAGGUGUUCAAGGGCCUCAACGGGGACGCCAUUCCGCCGCAUUUCUUGACUGCGGCUAGCAUGGCACACGAGGCGGCCGUGGCUAUCUUUGAAAUGAUCCUGCACGAGGAGCAUCUCCAGCAGAGUUUGAUUGGCAUGCCGCACUAUUUCCAUAUCAUGAUUGCGUUUGCGGGUCAUUUCCUGUUGGAAGCGACCAUGAACUACCAUGCCCAACUGUCCAUUGCACUCAAUGAAAACUUUGAGUUGAUUCGCAAGGUCUUGGAGCUUUUCCAAAAUAUUCCCUGUGUGCAGCAGCAUCCUAUCUGUCGCAUGACGCCGGGUCUUAUCCGCAAAUUGCGUGAGUGUGCUGGUGCUGCGCAUCGCAGUAAUGACCAUCUAAUGUCCUCGCUGGCGACAUCAACUGGGGCAGUGGACUACAACUUACAGCCGGUGUCGGGGAACUUGCAGCCACCAGAAGGCUCGUUUUCGUUUCCUGGGGAUGACCUUGAGACGCCAGUAGAUGACUUUUUGUUAGCGGACUUUGGGGAGUUUACGUUCCCUGGGAUGAUGUCGAACGGCAUGACAUAG